AUGAAGACCUGGCUAAUGAGCUGCGACUCCAUCUUCAGUCUCGCGGAGAAGCUGCGUGCAUACUUGAUGGAUCCUGAAGUCCGAAGCCGACAUGAGAUUGACCGUGAAAUCUCGGUCCGGACAGCACGGCGAUACCUUGCGACAUUGGGAUACUGGUUUACAUUUGCGAAGAAAGGGCAAUAUGUUGACGGACAUGAGCGAACAGAUGUGGUUCAAUACCGCAAUGAAGUUUAUUUGCCUCGGUUAUUUGAGUUACAACAAUGGGUCCAUCCAUUUGAUAGUGAGACUGGCGAGCUGAUCGAUACUGUCCUGGCUCGAGGGUGUCGAGUUAUCAUCUGGUAUCAUGAUGAAAGUAUCUUUUAUGCACAUGAUCGACGGCGGAAAACUUGGUACCACAAAGAUGUGAAUGUGGUUCCGUACCGGAAAGGCAAGGGAGUCUCCUACAUGGUUGCUGAUUACUUUUCCGCCGAUUUUGGCUGGCUUCAUCCACCGACUGGUGCCCACGCUCGGGAGGCAAUCUGUACAGGCAAGAAUCGUGAUGGUUAUUUCACCACAGCCAAGGUCUUGGCCCAAGCGGAGAAGGCAAUGGCAAUCGUGAAAGCAGCUUGGCCUGAAUAUAAUCAUGUUUUCGUUUACGAUAACGCAACAACACACCGCAAGCAAGCUGACGGUGCACUGUCGGCACAGGCAAUGCCCAAGUCUACCUCAGGCAGUCGCAGCUCCAAAAAUCCCGAUGCCAACUUUCUAGUCGAAAUCAAUCAAUGUGUCGAUGGCCAUCUGGUAUACGACAUGAAGGGGUGCCUUGUCAAGGACAAGAUAAAGAUGACAGCCGCCUACCAUGGUCCUAACCGGAUGCCACAAGACCUUUACUGGCCAGAUAAUCAUUCCAACAACAAAUUCCAUGGUAAAUUCAAAGGCAUGCAACAAAUCUUAAUCGAGCGUGGUCUAACACAGUUCGCUGAUCUCCCAGCUGAAUGCCACAACUUUUAA
This is a messenger RNA of Mycena indigotica, 990 nucleotides long. RefSeq lists its product as uncharacterized. The transcript is spliced from 2 exons. Bases 1 to 990 code for a protein of 329 amino acids. Gene Ontology annotation, molecular function: nucleic acid binding. The record is from RefSeq and is a predicted model, not a curated record. Lineage: Eukaryota; Fungi; Basidiomycota; Agaricomycetes; Agaricales; Mycenaceae.